AUUGAAUGAAGAGCGAUAGAUGAUAUUGAAAACCUGCAAGUGCUAAAAUAUUUCAUCAGUUAUUAAUUCUUCCUUGAAAUCAAUGAACUCAAAUGCUUGAUUGCAACAGUGUUGUAUAAUAUUGAAUCUUGACUAAUUUAUAGAGAUACUAAAAAUUGUAUAAAAUUAAUUGUAUGAAGCAAUGUGACAUGGUUUUCCGGUUAUUUUGUAGUGCCUCCUUAUCGCGCCUGAGGUCAAGUUAGGAUCAAGUUUUCUGUUCCACUUAGAAAUUCAGAAUGAGAAAAAUCCCUCCAUUAGUUGGUCCAUUGGUAUGUGGUGAGUGAGUGUUUUUGCAUGAUGAAAUUGUGCCUUGUGCAAGGAGUUCUUCCGAUUCUGGCCGUAUUGGCCACAGUGGUUGUAGGUGCACCAAAAAUGGGCAGAAAAAAUCACUUUCUCAGUGGUCUCUGCAGUCCAGACGACGUGAUGAUCUACACAGAUGAUACGAGAAUAGAAAAUUCUGGGCCAAGUAUUCUCAAUGCCACGCUUGAGAUCUAUAUUGAUCCACCAGUACCAAUAAAGUGUAUAAUAGCCGAAGAUCAAAUGGAUGACGGAACUGGUGGCGUUAUGACGCUCAAUUCGGGUGGUAUGAAUCACAAUUGGGUCUUUCUCGAUGUUCAGGGUCAAUACGGUCAGGGAUUUCACUUCAAGAUACACAUUUAUGGUUUCCCGCCAUCUGAAAAUGGUCCAACACUCACCAUCCGUGCAACUUGA
Molecule: messenger RNA, 750 nt
Organism: Phlebotomus papatasi
Lineage: Eukaryota; Metazoa; Arthropoda; Insecta; Diptera; Psychodidae
Exons: 2
Coding region: 334-750 (138 amino acids)
Source: RefSeq, a predicted model, not a curated record